CUGGAACCAGCAACUAUUGCCAGUUUUAAUUACAUCGGAUGUUACACCGACCUUGCCGGCGGCAUUACUCGCUCUCUGAGCUCUGCUGCGUUUGCAUAUGAUCCUAUGACCCUCGAGUCUUGCGCUGCUAACUGCGCCAACUAUGAUUUCUUCGGGACUGAGUAUGGGCGAGAAUGCUAUUGUGGCUACACCUUAGACCCUACACUGAGGGCUACUGAGAGCGACUGCAACACACCUUGCUCCGGAAACUCUUCAGAAAUUUGUGGAACGGGUGCUCGCCUAUCUGUGUACCAGAACCAGGUCUAUAUUCCCCCUCCUUCUCCGCCUGCGCAUGAGGCACAGUCCGGAAACUACAGCUGGCAAGGAUGCAUUAUGGAAGUCACAAAUGGUGGACCUCGCGCGUUGUCUGACUUUGCCUACUACAAUGACACAAUGACUGUCGAGGCUUGUGUUAACGCAUGCUCUGCAUACACUUACGCCGGCAUCGAGUAUGGACGUGAAUGCUACUGCGGCAACACCAUCAACCCCGGAGGUGGUCCGGCGCCAACAACUGACUGCAGUUUCCUCUGUCCUGGAAACUCACUCGAGUAUUGCGGUGCAGGUUCUAGGUUA
Hyaloscypha bicolor E is the source of this 612-nucleotide messenger RNA. RefSeq names its product WSC-domain-containing protein. The annotation marks the transcript as partial. NCBI's taxonomy places the organism in Eukaryota, Fungi, Ascomycota, Leotiomycetes, Helotiales, Hyaloscyphaceae. The record is from RefSeq and is a predicted model, not a curated record. The transcript is spliced from 2 exons.